CAUCGAUAGCGAUUGGCAAGCCGAUAUGAGCGCGAAAGGAGCAAAGAUCUUUAAAACUAAGUAGCAUUGCAGCGUCGCAGCGCAAAUCGCUUCCGUCGUGAGUUUGGCAUGGCACAACUGGAGAGCAGCACGCAGCACUUACGUGCUCGCGACGACGGACACGAAUCAGCACAGCGCGCGUUGCGACGGCUCCCGCGGCCGCGGCGCGCGCGCUGCUGCAAGCGACGCUGCUCUUCCGAGACGUCCGUGCCGCGCGCGCUCGCCGGCCGCCGCGGCGCGCGAGAGACGUCGCAUCGAUGGCGUCGUCAACACAGGUGCAGCGCCUGCCACACGGUGGACGCCGGCGGCAACUCGAAGCAGGGCCCGAACCUCCACGGCAUUUUUGGGAACAAGGCGGGCCAGGUGAAGGGCUACGACUACUCGGGGGCCUUUAAGAAUGCCGACGUGACCUGGGACGACGAGGCCAUGGACGCCUGGCUGAAGGUGCCGAAGAAGUUUAUCAAGGGUGCGACUCCGGCGUUAUUUAUAGUUCGAGGCGACUCUGAUACCCUCCACACGCAGGCACGAAGAUGGUCUUCGCGGGCAUCAAGAAGGAGAAGGAGCGCGGCGAGCUCAUCAAAUACCUCAAGGAGGCGACGGCCUAGGCGCCGUGCGCGUCGUACCGGUCGCUGUACCGGUCGACGCGUUGCUUGACGUGAGAGAGCUUGAUUGUGUAACCUGUUGGUCUAUAAUGACGCGGCAUCGUGUUUCUUGAAACUUUACAACAUUUAGGACCUC
This is a messenger RNA of Pelagomonas calceolata, 777 nucleotides long. NCBI's taxonomy places the organism in Eukaryota, Pelagophyceae, Pelagomonadales, Pelagomonadaceae. The record is from the annotation of a GenBank genome assembly.